AUGUUCGCGCUGCCCAAGGCACCGGCAUGCACAGCGUGUGCCCGCGCUAAGCCAAAGCCCAGCAGUUACGUCGCUCUGCGGCAGGAGGCAGAGACAGACGUACUUCUCCCAACAACCAACAACACGAACUCAAAUGGUUUGUUUGGUGGCCUCUUCCUGGGCAGCGUCGACGAUGCCAUGCCGGCCGUGCCGAAUGCCGCUAGUCUAGAUCUCGGCCUUCUCGACAAUACAGCCUCUACGAGUGGUACCAUCGACCCUACGUCCGCAUUGUCCCACUUCUCCUGGCUGUUGGAAACCCCCAAAAGUUUGGACCUACAGGUAGGCCUGUUUCAACCGCUGCCACAACCGGCGCCAUGGUUUCCGUCCCAAAGUACUACUCUCAUUGCACCAUCUCAUGCCCAACUGUGGCCACCAAAGACAUCGUGGUUCCUCUUACCCGCCACAUGGUCCAUUGACCACCGUGUGCAUCUACAUCACCAUGCCUCCAGUACGAGCACUGCCUUCUUGCGCCUGCAGGUCGCCGGUAUUCGCACCUGGCUGCGGACAUGGGUCGCCACGGGUGGCUGUCCGUUUAUCCAUCCAAACGUGUAUGGUAACAACGGCAACAAGGACAACACGCCUGCCUGUGUGCAGGUUGCGUUCCUGGCCAUGUCGAGCUAUAUCCACCGCACCGAGGCAACGACAGAGAUGGUGCUGGACGCAGUCGAUGCGCAGGCCAGCCAGUUGGUAGCACCGGGCGGCGAGGCUACGGAUGCCAGCACCACCACUCUCCUGGCCCAGCUCGGCCGCGUCCAUGCCCUCGUCGUCUACCAAGCCAUUGGCCUGUUUGACGGAAACACGCGGGCACGCCAUCGUGCCGACCUGCGCCGGUCGACACUCGCCCGCUGGUCGGGGCAGCUGCUUGAGGCGGCCCAGCAGCAAGGGGCGGUGGCGGAGCGUCCCCUGACUCCCGUCGUCUCUAUCGUCGACGACCUCGACCACAACAACAACGACCGCAGCGAUAACAUUAAUGCGUGGCAUGCCUGGAUCGUGGCCGAGAGCAUCCGCCGCAUGUGGACCAUAUCGACAGCCAUUGAAGCCAUUUACCACACACUGCAGCACGCGUGGAGUCCCGCGACGGGCAGUCUACCGUUCACGGCCCGCUACGGACUCUGGCAGGCCAGGUCCGCUGCCGAGUGGGAGACGGCCAGGAGUGCCGACGGGAACACGAACAGCUGGCUCUACAGCUUACAUGAUCUCGGUUGUUUGAUCGAUGCGGCGGAUGCCGCCGAUGUCGACGUAUUUAGUCGCGGCCUCAUGUCUUCGGCUUACGGACGCGACAGAGUCAUACAGUGGGAGAAAAGCAGCCGAGAGCGUCGUCUGACGAAUUCACAUGAUCGGUAG
Molecule: messenger RNA, 1383 nt
Organism: Sporothrix schenckii 1099-18
Lineage: Eukaryota; Fungi; Ascomycota; Sordariomycetes; Ophiostomatales; Ophiostomataceae
Product: RNA polymerase 2 mediator complex component
Exons: 2
Coding region: 1-1383 (460 amino acids)
Source: RefSeq, a predicted model, not a curated record